AUGAAUCUGGCCACAUGGUGGGACAAUGCUGCUUAUUUUGAUUGCAGAUCACCUGUAGUGAUAACAACAAGUCCAGGCCUUGCCUUUCCUAAGGUUCCAUUUACUGACAAGACUGGGCACUUAAAGUAUGCUGCAAGAGUAAUUUCAAGUGUGCUAAAGUUCAAGGACCUUCUAGAUAUGGAGGCUUUUCCUGUAGAUACAAUGGGGAAAAGUCCAUUAUGCAUGGCUCAGUACUUGAAGUUACUUUGUUCCUGUCGAAUUCCUCAGCCAAUCAGAGAUGAAGUGUUUGUGGCUCCCAAAGGAACGGCGAAGCAUGUAUUAGUUGCUCACAAAAACCAGUUUUACGUCUUGAAUGUGUUUGAUGGAAGCCGGCUUCUCAGUGAAGGAGAGUUGGUUACUCAGUUGGAGAAGAUAUUAAACAACAGUGAACCUCAGGAAGAACCUGUUGGAAUCCUAACCACUGCUGACCGAACAGUUUGGGCAAAACAGCGAAAGAGACUGUUGAAAGAUCGUCACAACAAGGCCAACCUGGAAGCUGUAGAGAAGGCAAUCUUCCUUCUUUGUUUAGACCAGCCUCCCCCACACUCCACCCAAUCUCCUAGUGUCAUGGAGAUGCCAACCUCGUCUGUUACAGCCAGACAGUGCAUGCAUGGAGAUGGUACAGAAUACAACAGCUGCAACAGAUGGUUUGAUAAAAUCGUUCAGAUCUGUGUGAGUGAGGAUGGACAUGCUGGAAUGUGUUAUGAACACUCUGCGGCAGAAGGUCCUCCUGUGGCUUCUCUUUGUAAUUAUAUACUUGAAAACCUGGAUGGUCACUACGAAAUAAAACCAUCAGAAGGAAACCAUUUAGAAACUCCAUCCAAGUUGACAUGGAACUUGACCAAUAAAGUAAAGGAAGUCAUCCAGCAGUCAGCUGCUGACCUGGACAGCAUGGUCAGUGACAUUGACCUGAGGUGUUUUGUUUAUACUGGGUAUGGUAAAGAUUUUGUCAAAAAGCAAAAGAUGAGUCCAGAUGCUUGGAUACAAAUGGCAUACCAGUUGACAUUUUACAGACUUCACAAUCACAAUCCUCCAACAUAUGAAACUGGUUCUACUCGAAAGUUCCUCCUUGGAAGAACGGAUACCAUUCGCUCGGCGUCCAUUGCCUCCUCUGAGUUUGUCAAGGCCAUGGUCUCACCAAAUAAAACUGUGAGUAUUAAAAGUCUGAAUUGGAUCAAAGUCAUAGGUGCCAGAGCAUAUCCCAGUUUCUGUGGGAUGAAGCGGUUAGUUGUACUUCCCUGAACUUUCCUUAGCCAG
Molecule: messenger RNA, 1296 nt
Organism: Orbicella faveolata
Lineage: Eukaryota; Metazoa; Cnidaria; Anthozoa; Scleractinia; Merulinidae
Product: carnitine O-acetyltransferase-like
Molecular function (GO): acyltransferase activity
Source: RefSeq, a predicted model, not a curated record